GAGAGGCCAAAACCCUUCCAGACCCUUCCUUCUGCCUGUGGCUCCUCCCUCAAACCUUCUCGCCGCAAAUCAAUUGUUUCUCCUCCUCGUCUCUCGCCUCUAUUCCGACCGACCGACCUGCCGACCGAAUAAGAUGGCGGCCGCGCGCAUCCUCGCGCGAAUCUCCAGGCAGGGCAUCGCUUCCGCGGCGGCGGGGGCGGCCAGGUGGCGGCCUGAGGCGGCGUCGCUCCUUGAGGCGUCCGCGCUGGCGGCGGCGGAGCCCUGUGCUUCGAUCAAGGUCAUUCCUUUGUUGAAUCAGCCAGCGCGAUACUCAACAUUGACAUUUCAAAGGUUUGGGUUUUCAACUUCUGCCUCUCAACAAGAUGAUAAGGAGGCAAACAAACACACAGAUGAUGGAGGUAAUAAAAGUGCCGGGCCGAAUACUGAAGCUUCAACUGAAGCCAAUAACACACCUGAAACAGAGAAAGCACAUGAAGCAGGUUCACAAGAUUCUGUAUCCCAAUGUAACAGGAGGGGGAGAGCUGCUAAACGAACUGCAUUUUCUGAUUCAGAUUCGGAGGACCUAGACCUAUCAAAGGAGGACCUUGUGAAGCUACUUCUUGAGAAAGAUGAAUCACUGAAGUCUAAAGAUCAGGAGGUUAAAGAAAUGAAGGACAAGGUUCUACGCAGCUAUGCAGAGAUGGAGAACGUCAUUGCCAGAACAAAGCGUGAAUCUGAAAACUCCAAGAAGUAUGCAAUACAGAGCUUCUCCAAGAGCUUGUUAGAUGUUGCGGACAAUUUGUCUCGGGCAUCAUCUGUUGUCAAGGAAAGUUUCUCGAAGAUAGAUACACCUAAUGAUUCUGAUGAAGCUGUGGUGCUACUAAAAACCCUAUUAGAGGGUGUUGAGAUGACUGAGAAGCAACUUGGAGAGGUCUUCAAGAAGUUUGGAGUUGAGAAAUUUGAUCCUCUAAAUGAGAAAUUUGAUCCAAAUAGUCACUAUGCACUUUUCCAAAUUCCCGAUCCUUCAAAACAGUCGGGGACUAUUGCUGCUGUUGUGAAGGUUGGCUACAUGUUACAUGAUCGUGUCCUCCGUCCUGCUGAAGUUGGUGUCACUGAAGGUGGUCCAACUGAAGAAGAGCCGGAGGAGAAAUCUAGCAAGUCGGAAUAAACUCGGGAUCAAUGACUGCCCUUUUUUGCUUGGAUAAGCAUACAUCAUAGGUUAUGUUUCCUCCAGGAGAUUUGUAAUACAAAUCGCCAUUUUUGUAGUGGUGAGCAUGUUCUACGAGCCUGUUUGUUCAAGAAGUUAGUCCAGAGAUUUGUCGUUUUUGACCCAUUCAGUAAUAAAAACAUGAUUGUAGCUCAUGUACGUCCCUGAAAUUGUGCCCAAGAAGAGUACAUGCGGCAUGAACAGGAAUACUGACAUGAGCAUGGCAUGCCAUGCUCAUGCAGGUUUGUGUUUCGCUGAAACGUUCCUAUUCGGACGGAGUAUGAUAUGAUAUUGAUUUAUGAUCUGAU
Phragmites australis (common reed) is the source of this 1494-nucleotide messenger RNA. Its product is annotated as grpE protein homolog 2, mitochondrial-like. The coding region runs from base 134 to 1147 and encodes 337 amino acids. Gene Ontology annotation, molecular function: protein homodimerization activity; protein-folding chaperone binding; adenyl-nucleotide exchange factor activity. Gene Ontology annotation, cellular component: PAM complex, Tim23 associated import motor. Gene Ontology annotation, biological process: protein folding; protein import into mitochondrial matrix. The record is from RefSeq and is a predicted model, not a curated record. The transcript is spliced from 5 exons. NCBI's taxonomy places the organism in Eukaryota, Viridiplantae, Streptophyta, Magnoliopsida, Poales, Poaceae.